Penicillium chermesinum is the source of this 1023-nucleotide messenger RNA. Its product is annotated as GNAT family N-acetyltransferase. Gene Ontology annotation, cellular component: NatA complex. Gene Ontology annotation, biological process: mitotic sister chromatid cohesion. Gene Ontology annotation, molecular function: acyltransferase activity, transferring groups other than amino-acyl groups. Lineage: Eukaryota; Fungi; Ascomycota; Eurotiomycetes; Eurotiales; Aspergillaceae. Bases 1 to 1023 code for a protein of 340 amino acids. The record is from RefSeq and is a predicted model, not a curated record. The transcript has a single exon.
AUGGCAUACCAAUUCUUCCCAAAAUCCCAGUCGAGGUCGUCGACGCCUCGACCGUCAGCUCCUGCAGCCUCGCGUGCCGGGCCGCCUAUACACCCGCCCCCACUGCAACCGCCAGAUGUUGCGAAGUCCCAUGUCACCAAGGAGUCGUUUACACCCUAUCCACAUACUGUCGCAGCAGCGUACAGGACACCGCACCCCCAUAUUACGGUGGAAACGGUGAAGACAGCGCAUAUCCCCUCCUUGACCAGGAUUACGGGCCUUCUCUUGCCUAUUCGCUACCCCAACUCGUUCUAUACGGCCAUAAUCACCGAUCCGGUUGUCGCGUCAAUAUCACGCGUCGCAGUCUACCAUGACCACCCGACGCCGACGUUCACUGAUGAGAAUGAAACCUCUUGGAACAAUAAGGUAAUUGGAGGCAUACGAUGCCGUCUAGAGAGACUCGAGGCAGAGCCGGAAGCCGAGAAGCCCGAGGCUACAAAUCUAUACAUCCAGACACUACAUCUGCUUUCGCCGUAUCGAGGCCAUGGCGUGGCAGCAUCCCUGCUAAACUCUAUACUUUACACUAGUAAUGAGACUGAUGCUUCAAAGCGCACGGUUUCUGAUCUUGUGAAGCACUACAAUAUCCGCUCUGUGACGGCCCACGUCCACGAGGCAAAUGAGGAUGCACUAAAGUGGUAUGAAUCGCGGGGCUUUGUGUUGAAGGAUGGUGUCAUUGAAGGCUACUAUCGUCGUCUCAGUCCCUCUGGCGCAAAGAUCGUUCAACUAGAUGUGCCGUGGGAGGAAGCGACAGGAGCGGCUAAAGUCAAAUCUCCUCCCGCAGCGACAGGCGCUCCCCAAGAGAGGGAGUUAUCGCCUAAUGAUGCUGAUGAUGAGGACUGGGAGAAGGUGGAAGUCGAGGAUGGUGAAGAUGAUGAUCAUGACGUUCUGCAUGAAUCACAGAUAUUCGAGAGAAAUGAGAGCGAAGCCCUUCCUAGGAAGCGCAAGGCCGAGGAGCAGAAUGGGAGCCAAACUCAACGGAGGUGA